AUAUACAAUGUGGACGAAAUCCGUCCUAAUCUUAGUGUUUAUUGGCUCCUGUUUCUCUUAUCCAAGUCCAACCAAGAGAUACGACGGCCAUAGUGUCCUUCAGAUAUUGCCCAAAACAAUUGGAGAUGUUCACGAGUUGAUGUCACUGGCUCAGAAAUACCACUUGGACAUCUGGAAAUCUCCAAGGUUCCUGAACGAGACGUUUGACGUCCGCGUGAACCCUGAACAAAUAGCGAACUUUGUUCAUGACGUUGAAUCCCUUGGUCUCAAAGCAAAACAAUGGAUCAUUGAUCUCCAAAAAUUGAUAGACAAUACAGAACCAACUCGUUCCCGUAGAGCAACCUCGUUCAGUACUGGCGCUUUCAAUGACCAUGCUUCGAUAAAUUCUUACCUUGAUUCUUUGGCCUCUAAUUCUCGUGUGACUGUACAUUCCAUGGGGCAUACAUAUGAAGGGAGAACAAUUAAAUACAUAAAGAUAAGCAAUAAUGUUGGAUCCAGCAAAAAGGCUAUAUAUGUAGACGGCGGUAUACACGCACGGGAAUGGCUGGCCGUCUCCACAGUCCUCUACAUGAUUGACCAGAUGGCACACAAUCCAACACACGAUAGAACCAUCGAGACUUUGCUAGGAACGUUUGAUUUCUACUUCGCCCCUGUGGUGAACCCCGACGGCUACGAGUACAGUCGAACACAAGACAGAAUGUGGAGAAAGAACAGAAGACCUGUUAUCCAUGGAUGUAAUGGUGUGGAUCUCAACAGAAACUUUGCUUACCACUGGAAUCCAGACAAUGGAGGGAGUCACAACCCCUGUGAAGAAGUCCACUCAGGUACCCAUGCUUCCUCAGAAAUAGAAACGAGGAAUAUCCAGAAUUUCCUCUGCGGGCAUGGCAAUCUCCUCGCUUACCUUAACGUACAUACAUAUGGACAAUACUGGAUCUACCCGUGGGGAUACACCCCUGUCUUACCGGCCGAUUACCGGGAUCUGGAUCACCUUGGGCGAACAGCAGCAACAGCUAUUCGUCAUACUCAUGGAAAAUCUUUCACCGUAGGCGAGGAUACCCGAGUCUUAUAUGCUGCGGCUGGUGGAGCAGACGACUAUGCCAAGGGCGCAUGUGGCGUCAAGUACUCUUAUACCGUGGAGCUCCGGGAUACAGGUCUCCACGGUUUUGUGGCACCAACUUCCUACAUCAUCCCAGCCGGAGAAGAAACAUUCGCCGGAUUUAAAGCUUUUGCAACAGAACUUAUUCGUUACGAGCAUUUGUAAUACAUUAAACGAACAUGUUUUAUAGUG
This is a messenger RNA of Saccostrea echinata, 1288 nucleotides long. Its product is annotated as carboxypeptidase B-like. Gene Ontology annotation, molecular function: metallocarboxypeptidase activity; zinc ion binding. The record is from RefSeq and is a predicted model, not a curated record. NCBI's taxonomy places the organism in Eukaryota, Metazoa, Mollusca, Bivalvia, Ostreida, Ostreidae. The coding region runs from base 8 to 1261 and encodes 417 amino acids. The transcript is spliced from 11 exons. Gene Ontology annotation, biological process: proteolysis.